AGGGUGGUCAAAGUUCCCCGGUCCAAAGUCAACAAACAUCCACAGUCUUAAGAUGAAGGAUCCUAUCAGCACCUGCUCUUACAACCAACUCUAUCAAAAUGUGAAACGAUUUUCAAAAGCUGGGGAGUACUUCUGCAAAGAACUUAUGACCGUUUUUCAGCAAAGGGCUGAACUGGAGCUCACUUAUGCUAAAGGACUACAAAAACUUGCUGGCAAACUCAUCAGGGCCUCCAAAGGAAUGUCAAACAAUUCCACCUACAGCGCCUGGUGUCAUGUGUCAGAUGAGAUGUACUCAAGAGCAGACGCCCACAGAUCAUUAGGAAAUGCAUUUCAACAAGAAGCAAUUCUGGAAAUACGACAAGUAUUAGAUGAGCACACUAAGAGGAAGAGGCCUCUUGACAGCACCAUUGAAAGAACUGGAAAACUUGUUACUGUUAACUGGAACGAGCAACUCAAGAUAAAGAAGAAACUGACUGGCUUGACAAGAGAGCAUGAGGCUUUGUUCAACUUUGUUGAGAGCAACAAACAGAUUUCCACAGAGAAAGAAAAGCAGAAGAUGCUGAACAGGCUGACUAAGUCGGCAGAGAUGCAGGCGCGGGUGGAUGAGGAGUACUUUAAAAUCAACAUGGAGGGUCAUCAGAUGAGACUCAAGUGGGAAAACACACUGAAAAACUGCUACCAGAUCAUACAGGAGCUGGAGAAACAGCGAAUUGAAGUGCUGUGCAACAUUUUGAAUAGACACAACCUCCACUUGUCCAGCUUUGGGCAGACCCUCCAACACGGCCAGAGACAGAUAGAGCAGGCGGUCCAAAGGGUGGACAUGGAUAAAGACAUACAAACCCUGGUGGAGGAAAACAGCAUCACAGAUGUAGACAGCAAAGCCGAGUUUCUGAUGGCUGAUUAUUUUGAGGAAGACAGCAAAUCGCUGAUGGGCAAAGACCGAAGAAAAGAGGCCAUCCAACUCAAACUCCAGCGUCUGGAGGACAGCAUUGCAAAAACGAAGAAAGACCAUGAAGGAGUUGAAAAACUGAUGAAAACGUACUCUGAAAAUCCAUCUUUUUCAAACCAAAAGAACCUUGAGGAAACCGAACAGCAGCUGGACGAGAGUACUCUAAAACUGGAUCUCCUCGAGGCCACGCACUACAAACUCUCUGCAUCGCUGUCUGAAUUAGAAGGAAAACCAAAGUCCUUUCACCGAUUUAAAGACAGCAUUGUGAAAUGGAAAGAUAAGGACUGUGAGCACAGUGUUGUUCAACUGACUCGUCCAGUCAAACUCAGGAGGACCCCAUUCAGAUCCCGACAGUCACUGAGAGCAUCCAUCAUUUACAAGGGGCCUGCUCUGUUUGUGACCCAGCAGUCUGCAGAGGCUUUACCAAGCAACCAGGUCACUUCCACAGCUGCAGCACAAGAAACUGUAGCUGCAGAGUGUGACAGCACAGUUAACGGAGCCCUGCCUCACACCGAUGAGGACAAAGAACAAGGUCAAAUAAAACCAGAGUCGAGCUGUAUCGGAAAAUGCAAGGCCCUGUACAGUUUCACACCUGAACAAGAGGAUGAGUUGACUUUGAAAGAAGGAGAUCUUCUAGACAUCUACGAAAAGGAAGAGAAUGGUUGGUGGUUUGGUGAACUUAAUGGGAAGACCGGCCAUUUUCCAUCAACCUACGUUGAAGAGCUGCCUCUGUUAAGCAAAGUCAAGUCAUCUGAUGCCUGACUGACUCAUAAACACCAAAA
This is a messenger RNA of Morone saxatilis (striped sea-bass), 1731 nucleotides long. It is a transcript of the gene nostrin, whose product is annotated as nitric oxide synthase trafficking. The record is from RefSeq and is a predicted model, not a curated record. The transcript has 16 exons. Bases 53 to 1711 code for a protein of 552 amino acids. Gene Ontology annotation, cellular component: plasma membrane; cytoplasm. NCBI's taxonomy places the organism in Eukaryota, Metazoa, Chordata, Actinopteri, Moronidae. Gene Ontology annotation, biological process: signal transduction. Gene Ontology annotation, molecular function: protein binding.